AGCUUACAAGUUGUACAAGUUAAGUAACAAUGAAAGUUCUUCUCGUUUUGUCAGUUUUUUGUGCUUUAACCAACGCAGCUCCAAGUGCUGUUUUAACGCCACUUCUCGCAAGAGUCGAAGGAGAGGCUCCAGCAUCAACAGUUCACGCAGCUCAUGUUGUUCAACAAGUCGUGCCACAACCUCAAGUUAUUUCAUACAGUUUACCCUCUGCUGUUGUUCAUGCACCAAUCAUUACAGCUUACAACUUACCCAGUCAUAUCAAUAGAAUAAAUUUUGGCAAACUUUUUUUUUGUAAAUAUUUAUUUCAAAAAUUCUCAUCAGAACUUUAA
Clunio marinus is the source of this 329-nucleotide messenger RNA. The record is from the annotation of a GenBank genome assembly. Lineage: Eukaryota; Metazoa; Arthropoda; Insecta; Diptera; Chironomidae.